This is a messenger RNA of Oreochromis aureus, 1734 nucleotides long. RefSeq names its product phospholipid phosphatase related 5b (gene plppr5b). Bases 757 to 1686 code for a protein of 309 amino acids. The transcript is spliced from 8 exons. The record is from RefSeq and is a predicted model, not a curated record. NCBI's taxonomy places the organism in Eukaryota, Metazoa, Chordata, Actinopteri, Cichliformes, Cichlidae. Gene Ontology annotation, molecular function: phosphatidate phosphatase activity. Gene Ontology annotation, biological process: phospholipid dephosphorylation; phospholipid metabolic process; signal transduction.
GUGGCUGACGGAGCCGGUAGGCCUGGGCAUUGUGUCAGCUGCAGACACCGGACAGCGCUGCGCUCAGACGGUUAACCACAGAGGCUCCAGAGAGACUGCGCAAACUCCUGGAGCUGGCCAAGCUGCCCUGGUAAGAAGAGAAGUCAACAUGCCUUCAAAACCACCAAGUAGAAAAGAGCGAAGGAAGUGGUUCACAUCUCUGACAGGGGAGCGCCGACAGGAAGUGACCUGCCAUAUGUGCCACAGAGAACAUCUGCAUCCCUCCAGAUGGGGACUUAGCAUCAUGCACCUUCUUCUCAUUCACUUCUAUUCAUCUCCUCAUUUCCCGGAGCAGUCUCAUAUGACGUCCACAGCCCCUCCCUGCGCAUCAUUCCGUCUCUCCGUUCUCUCUCCAGCUGCUCCUUUCUCUGCUGCUAAACACACAUAUGGUUCACACACACACACACACACACACACACACACACACGUGGAUCACGUCAAGCUUUUAGCCAAGCCUUCUCAGCUCUUACGCGCAGACACACCCUCACACACGUCGCUCGCCCCCACACCUCCCCUCCUGUCUCGCAGUCAGUGUGCAGCGGCAGCAGCGGAGGGUGGAGGACGCGCUGAACACAGUCACGGAGGCUUCUGGCGCACAGCCGAGCCGUCAUGAGCCGCUCAGCGGAAGUGGACGCCGCUGCGGAGGAGGAGGAGGCUGAAUAGAAGAGAGAGAGGGACUGUGUUCUAAUUAAAUGUCUCACGUUCUCCGUGUGCAUCAUGCUGUAUUUCCAGCUGGUGAUCAUGGCCGGGACCGUCAUGUUGGCCUACUACUUCGAAUACACCGACACCUUCAACGUGCACGUGCAGGGCUUCUUCUGCUACGACACCACGUACACCAAACCGUACCUGGGGCCGGAGGACAGCAGCGCCGUCCCACCCGUGCUGCUGUACGCCGCGGUGGCCGGGCUGCCCACGCUGCUGAUCACAGUGACAGAGACUGUGCUCUUUCUGGUCCAGUACACGUCCAAAGAGUUUGACCGUUUAGAGAAGACGGUGGCCACCGGAGACUGCUGUUACCUCAACCCGCUGGUGCGCAGGACAUUCCGCUUCCUCGGAGUCUACACCUUUGGCCUCUUCACUGUUGACAUCUUUGUCAACGCAGGGCAGGUAGUGACAGGGAACCUGGCACCGUACUUCCUGACUGUUUGUAAGCCAAACUACACAGCACUGGGUUGCCAGCAGGCCCUGCGCUACAUCAGCCACCAGGAGGCCUGCACAGGAAACCAGGACGACAUCCUACGUGCCCGCAAGACUUUCCCGUCCAAAGAGGCUGCGCUUAGCGUCUAUGCUGCACUCUACCUAGCUAUGUAUGUGACGUGUACCGUGCAGGCAAAAGGCACUCGUCUGGCUAAGCCAGUGUUGUCUCUCGGGCUAAUGUGUCUGGCCUUCCUCACUGGUUUGAACCGUGUGGCUGAAUACCGCAACCACUGGUCAGAUGUCAUCGCUGGCUUUAUCAUUGGCACUGCCAUUGCCACUUUCCUGGUGGUGUGUGUGGUCCAUAACUUCAAAGGGAAGUUACUACUGAGCGAGGAGUCACUAGUGGAGCAGCAGCCCAAUACAGCCAUGUUAAACAUAGGCCAAGUGGAGAGUCCUCUGGAGAAGUACAUCACCUCACAGAAUCACAUCGGCUUCGCUGAGGUCACAUGAUGUGGAAUCGGCCGUGUGGCAGACCCACUGGACGUCCACACUCUUCAC